Dracunculus medinensis (Guinea worm) is the source of this 1428-nucleotide messenger RNA. NCBI's taxonomy places the organism in Eukaryota, Metazoa, Nematoda, Chromadorea, Rhabditida, Dracunculidae. The record is from the annotation of a GenBank genome assembly.
CUCAUUCCAACGCCUCUUUUCAUAAUUUUCGGUAUUAUCGUUUCAAUAAUCGUAUUUUUAACAAUUUUCGGCAAUCUACUUGUACUAUUAUUAAAAGCUCGAGUUGGCCGUACAAAUACAACAAUACUAGUAUGGAACCUCGGCUUAACCGAUUUUCUUGUCGGUUUAUUUGUUUUACCACUCGCUGCGAUAUAUUUUAUACGACGCGAGUGGGAUUUUGGAAGAUUUUUAUGUCGUUUAUGGAUCGCUGCUGACGUCACUUUUUGUACUUGUUCCGUGGUGACAAUAUGUACAAUAUCAGCUGAUCGAUACCUGGCUAUAACUCGACCACUAAAAUACAGAUCUAUAGUUACAAAAACUAAAAUGAUUAUUGCUAUUAUAAUUAUAUGGUGCUUUUCAUUUGCAAUCCUAUUAACGACUGCACGUUGGAACCAACCUAUUUGCACAAAUUCGAAAAUUUGUUACGUUGGCGAUGAAAUAGAAUAUUUGGCACAUAGUGUUGUUGUGGCUUUCUUUCUUCCUGCACUUAUUACGUUGAUUUUCUAUUGGAAAAUUUAUAAAUUGGCACGUCGACGUCAAGAAGCACUCAAGAAGGGCUUUCUGAUGAUUUUCGGGCAAAAUAUGAACUUUCUUUCAAGUACGCUAGCACAGCCAUAUUUACGUAUACAUGUUGGAAAAAAAAAGGAUGUAAUUGAAAAACAACGACGACUGUUGCGUGCUCAUCAACGUAUCGCAAAAACAUUAGGCGUCGUAUCGUUUUCGUUUCUUUUAUGUUGGCUACCAUUUUUUACACUUUACUUAACAAAUCAUCGAUGCAAAUGUAUUGCUUCAUAUUUGAUCGAAAUUGCCACUUGGCUUGGUUAUUGCAAUUCGAUGCUAAAUCCAAUCAUUUAUGCUUUUACCAUUAAAGAAUUCAAGCAAACAAUGGUAGCAAUAUUAACCAUUUUUUGGCGAAUACCUCACUUAAUUUUACCAAAUAUCAUUCGUCAACCAACGAAUAUCAAUCAUUCACGAAUUCCACGACAAUGUGCAUAUCUUUUAACGCAAAAACAUCUAAAAAAAACGAUACCAAAAUAUGGACCUCAGAAACCAGCGUUUUUAAAAAAAUAUAAAUUAAAAGACUCCAAAUAUCUGAAAUGUCACGAAGAUUUUAUAAGUUUCAAUACUGAGACAAUAAUUCGCGAGGAAACUAUUUUAAUGCCAAAUAAUGGUGAUUCAAAUAAUGGUGAGACAAUGAUUGCACCUCUACUCCUUCCAACAACAACGAAUCCUCUCAAAUGUUUCGAAUAUACUAUAAACGAAUCACCAAUAAAAAAUAAGGAUGAAUCAAACAUUCAACAGGACAAAUUCGAAUUAAAAUUAGAAUUCGAUCAUGGUGGCAGCCCAAAUGGUGAAUUUAUUUUUGAACAAUAUACCUUAUCAAUUUGA